CCUAAACAAAUAAAUGGAAAAAUAAAUAACAAAUUAAAAUUUGAUUCUGGUCUUCAAAGCUCGUUGACCUGGUAAUUGUGAGCAAUGCUUUGACUCUGAAGAAUUCAAGCUUCUAAUUCGGAAUAAUAUCAUAUAUGUUCUUAAUGACAAAACUUAAUUGUCAGUGUAUAUCUCUUACCAUCUACUUCUUCUCGGCUAUUCAAGCAUCUUCAUAAUGACAACUAGAUAGUAGACCAAAUUUUAAAAUUCUACUUUACUAAUUAGUAUAUAAAUACAGUGCUUGACUGACUCGUACACAUAAAUAUAUAAUACCUUCUUUACCCACUAUAUAAAUCUACAAACCACCCCAUCUUAAACAAUAGAAAAAAAAAAUGAUGAAUCUUAUAGAGUUAAGUACCAAUAAAACAUGGAAACUAUACAUAAUUGGGAGCUUAUUUGGAGGUUUGUUUCUCCUCAUUUUCUUAAACCAAAACAACCAAGGUUUUAGCUUUUCCAUUGCUCGAAACACCGUGCAAUUUCCUUCACUUGAUGAAGCUAUUGCACCCAUGUCUUCCUUCAUUUCCGCGUCUCCGAAACAGUCUAUCUUUAUACCUUACACUCAACCACCUAUAGCUAGCUUCAUCGCCAAUUUUAGUUCAAUUCCACAAGAGGUACAAAUAAAGUCGUCAACUCAACUCAAUUAUGUCGAAAACUCGAAUUUCCUUGUAAACAUAACAAAAGACGUAACAAACAAGACUAAUAUUGGUACGAAAAGUUGCAAUAUGUUUGAAGGGCGUUGGGUGUACAAACCGGAUGAGAGUCCUAGUUAUGAUUCGAUUUCGUGUCCGUUUGUUGAAGAGAAAAUGAGUUGCCAAAAGAACGGGAGGCCGGAUUUUGAGUAUGAGAAGUGGAGAUGGGAAGCUAACGAUUGUGAUAUACCAUUAUUCAAUGGAAUAGAUAUGCUCGAAAGGCUUAGAAACAAGAGGGUGAUAAUUGUUGGUGAUUCGUUAAACAGAAAUAUGUGGGAGUCUCUUGCUUGCCUUAUAUAUUCAUCUGUUCCUAACUCCAGAGCUGAAGUUUAUAAUAAAAAUUCACAAUUUUAUUGGCUGAAAGCAAAGGAUUAUAAUACGAUAAUCGAGUUCCAUUGGAGUCCAUUCCUAAUCGAAUAUGAUGUAAACCAUAGAAGUGGGAAAAGAGUUCUUAUACUUGAUAAGCUUUCGCCCAAUUUCAAGCAAUGGCAAGGAGCCGAUGUUAUGGUAUUCAACUCUGGGCAUUGGUGGAAUCACAAAGGAAAAUUCCAAAAGUGGGAUCUAAUACAAUACAAAGGACAAUUAUACGACGCAAUGUCUGUAGAGCAAGCAUACGAAAGAGGGAUGAAAACAUGGGCAAAAUGGGUAAGGAAAUACGUAAACCCGAAGAAAACAACUGUGUUCUUUAGGAGCAUUUCAGCACAACACAAUGGAAGGAAAGGGUGCUAUAAUGCUACCCAACCUACCAUGGACGACUCCUUAAUAAACCAUUUUCCGAAAUCGUUGAUUGAUGUUAUUGAGAAGGUGAUCAAAGGGAUGACCAAAUCACAAGUAAAAUACUUAAACAUCACAAAACUUUCCGAGUAUAGGAUUGAUUCACAUCCUUCAGUGUAUAGAAGUAGUUGGAAAUGGAAGAUUUAUACAACAAAAUAUAAAAGUAUGAUUCCAUCUUUUGCGGAUUGUAGUCAUUGGUGCCUUCCUGGAUUACCCGAUACUUGGAAUCGUCUAUUGUAUGCUUCUCUUUUCUUUGAUACUUCAAGGAAUAUGUCAACUUUCUAACAUAAUUUACUUUUCAAGAUUUCAUUGGCAUUUUAAAGAUGUGUAAAUUUCCAAUGUUUAUUAGAAAUUCUUAAAAUUUGAGAAUUUAAUUUGUUACCUUAGUUUUGUAUUGAGAGAUUACAUUACUAAGAGUCUCUCUCUUCAUGUCUUUCUGGGUUUAAUAUUCUUGGCCAUUUAGGCUGGAAAUGGUGUAUGUAAUUUCCGCAUGUUUUUAUGUUUUUCUUUAAAAUAUUACAAUUA
Chenopodium quinoa (quinoa) is the source of this 2027-nucleotide messenger RNA. Its product is annotated as protein trichome birefringence-like 40. Gene Ontology annotation, molecular function: O-acetyltransferase activity. Lineage: Eukaryota; Viridiplantae; Streptophyta; Magnoliopsida; Caryophyllales; Amaranthaceae. The transcript has 4 exons. The record is from RefSeq and is a predicted model, not a curated record. The coding region runs from base 372 to 1787 and encodes 471 amino acids. Gene Ontology annotation, cellular component: Golgi apparatus.